CGUACUUUACCGUCUCGCUACACUGGUACUGUUUAUACCGACUCUGAUACCAGGAAUACAAUGGACCCGGAAGAGCUUCAGUCGAUCAAUCGUAUUCUAGAAGAUGACGUGCUCGUCAGAGAAAAAAUCCGGGAUCAGGUCAACGAACUGGAUAAAAGGGCCAGGAGUAUGUUGGGCACGUUGAACAAGAUCCAUUCGACACCGUGGGACUCCGUCUCCACAUUGUUGAACUCGGUACAACCGACUAUCGAUGGGUGUAAGGAGUGUACAGCGAAACUCGCCGGACUUCUCCCUAAAGAUCAGUUUUGGCGGUACAAAGACAUGUGGGCUUUUUCGAUACGCAAUACAGUCUUCGCCAUCGUUCUCGUCAGCUACCUAAAGGAUCGCGCGUUACUCCCAUUAGCCCGCGUCAGCGAAACACUCGGACUCCAAGAAGACGGCCUUAUUCUUGCCGCCGAGGAUUAUCUACAUGGUCUCAUCAGCUUGGUCAACGAGUUGUCCAGGCUCGCAGUCAAUGCCGUCACAAUGGGCAAUUACGAGGAACCUAUCAAGAUCUCCAUAUUUGUCAAGGAUGUUUUUGCCGGAUUCUCGAUGCUCAACCUGAAGAAUGAUGCCCUCAGGCGCAGAUAUGAUAGUUUGAAGUAUGACAUCAAAAAAAUAGAGGAAGUUGUAUAUGAUGUAUCUCUGCGCAAUCUCGCCAACUCCAGACCUUGAAGUAUU
Messenger RNA from Punctularia strigosozonata HHB-11173 SS5, 720 nucleotides. RefSeq names its product Translin. Gene Ontology annotation, biological process: RNA metabolic process. Gene Ontology annotation, molecular function: RNA binding; sequence-specific DNA binding; single-stranded DNA binding. The transcript has 8 exons. NCBI's taxonomy places the organism in Eukaryota, Fungi, Basidiomycota, Agaricomycetes, Corticiales, Punctulariaceae. Gene Ontology annotation, cellular component: cytoplasm; nucleus. Bases 61 to 714 code for a protein of 217 amino acids. The record is from RefSeq and is a predicted model, not a curated record.